Suricata suricatta (meerkat) is the source of this 703-nucleotide messenger RNA. Its product is annotated as complement C5-like. The record is from RefSeq and is a predicted model, not a curated record. The transcript has 6 exons. Lineage: Eukaryota; Metazoa; Chordata; Mammalia; Carnivora; Herpestidae. Bases 1 to 540 code for a protein of 179 amino acids.
AUGGCCACUAACUGUUUUUCCUCGGGGUUGGGGAAUUAUUUCCUUUCUCAACAGUUACUGAAAUUUUUAGAUAAAAGUGACCAGGACUGUGAAAGCAGUGGUGGCAGGAAUAAUGCUGCAGUGUUCCACUUAGCAGGACUCACUGUCCUCACCAAUGCAAAUGGAGAUGACUCCCAACAAGAUGGUGAAUCACUGGAGAAAAUUCCCAGAUCAAGAAGAGAAUUAAAGAAGAAAAUAGAAAGUGAAGAGCCAGCCCCCGUGGGCCCAGUAAUGUUUGAAAGGAUUUCCUUAGAAAGUGGGUUAUGGAAAGUAUAUCAUGUUUCUAAAAGGCAUCAGAUAGAGUUGACGCUACCUUAUUUUCUAACUAAGACCUGGGAAAUUCAAGGUGUUGGCAUUUCAAAUAAAGGUCUGUGUGUUGCUGACGUGCUGCGGCUCCAGCCAAACAACGACGGUUUCCUGGUCUUAAACAACAAUGUGACAAGAGUCAGUGAAGAGGGACAGUUCCAGGAACCUAACCCUCAUCUUACAAACAAUGGCUAGAGUUCCAGCAGCCACCAUGAGCCAUGAGGUAACACUGAAGAUGGAAGCUAGAUGAUAGCAUGGUGGAACAAAAAAAUAAUGGCCCCUGCCUCUGAUGACAUAUGGAAAUGCCAUUGUAGCCCUGAACUUCUUUAAUGUAAGAGAGAAAUAAACAUUUACCUCA